Molecule: messenger RNA, 2619 nt
Organism: Linnemannia hyalina
Lineage: Eukaryota; Fungi; Mortierellomycota; Mortierellomycetes; Mortierellales; Mortierellaceae
Source: the annotation of a GenBank genome assembly
AUGCCCACUGCACUUCCGAAAUCGGAUCGUCUGGCGCAGUGGGGCCCCCGCCCUGGUCAGGACAGUAGUUCACUGCCAUGCCCACUCUAUAAUGGUCGUCUCCUCAAACUAGGGUCUAAUGAUCGCUGGCAAUCCCGUCUGUUUACCUUUGACGGUUCAGUUUUUACCUGCGUCGGUAAGAAGCCCAAGGCGCCUGUGAUUAUGACCUAUGAUCCGUACGUCUCGUCGCCUUUUCAAUCUCCUUCCUGCCACCCCCGACCACUGAACCCCAACACAAAGUGGUACAUCGAGAUUGCCUCCAUUACUGCCAUCAAACUCUUGCCCGUCACAAAGAUCCACAGGUGCUUCCCCUACAGCGAUACCUCCAAAGAGCUGUCGAUCCAGACCAACGAUGGACGCAGCAUGACCCUUCGAGCAAGCAAGGACGUCGAGCUCGAGCGCUGGUACUUUGUCCUCUCCAAGGUCUGGGAACUUCAGCAUAAAUCGGAACAUCCCGUUGCUGCUGGUGUUGCUGCGGAGGAGGAGGAGGAGAAGAAAGAGGAUGCGGACGUGGCCGAAUAUGCGACCUCGCCUUGCGCGACAAAACAUCUUGCAGCACAUCAACAGUCGGCUCAACUCUUUCAGCGAUACCUCCAGAAACAAUAUCAACACCAAGAGAGUGCCGAAUCUCCUCAGGAAUCGCUUCCCUUCCACCAUCAUCUCCGACCACAACAAAAGAAGAAGCCCCGGGAGAGCUUUCUCCCUUAUGAAAUCCCUCCGCCUCCCCGUGUAUCCGCAUUUUUGCCCCAAGGGUUCGAAUGGUCCCUUCCAGAGCAAGGCGACGAAGAUGACUUACCUAUCGGUUAUAAUAAUACUCAUGGAGGCUAUCCAGAUACUCAAUCAGCAUCUGAAGAACAACGGGACCGUCGGCCGAUGGAGCGUCAAACUUCUUGGAGUCACCAUCCUCAACAACAACGCCAGCAGCAGCAGAUACAACAAAAAGGGCAACAACCACUUCAAUUUCAAGGAUCCACCUCAAUGGUAGUCCCAGGAAAUCGUCAUUCAGGAGAGGUUCUGCACACUACCGCCUCGGCAGAGAUGUACCACCAACGCUUUGCGUGUCCGGCAGCGAGUUCGAUGGAGCCAAGAAAGGCAGCCAUUAUUGACAAUUGGCGACGGAGUCUUCACCUGCCCUUGCUUGUUGACGAUACUACCUCGCCUCACGUGGAUGACUUUGCUGCUAUCGGUGUGAGCCAACAACAGCAGCAGCAGCAGAUGCGCGCACGGGCCACUGAUCAAGACCUGGCUGAUUUGGUGCUGAUGGACAGUCGUGACCUGGAGACAGCACUCAAGCGAUCGCCCAUCCUUGGUCUCGACAUGGCGGCCUGCAACAAUACCGAGAGUGGUGGUCUUCAUUCUGCCACCAUUGUACCCUCCCCCAUCACAGACUUGACCUUGACACACCGGGCCAACAACGCUCACGAAGACUACUCCUACACCAAGAAUGAAAUCUUUGCCCACGUCUACCAGGACAACCACCAUUAUCAUCACCAAGCACAGGACCACAUUGUCAAGCACCUCUCUAUCAUUGCGGGCAACAGCAGAUCCAGCACCAUGGCCAAGGAAGAGGAUGAACUCCCCCUUGGACUCCUCCAGUCCAACCGACACUCGCGAUGGCUGAACACCCAGCUCUCCUCCGAGGACGGAGCCUCAAACGCUCCAAGAGAACAACAGCCGCAGCCGACAGGUACCCUCACAACCACAACCACCCACCAACUCCUACCCUCGGAGCCGAUUACACCUGAACGAACCACGGCCAAGAACUCGGGUGCCCUGAACCAGCUCAACAGUCUUGCCUCUGCCGCCCACCUUGACAGCAACAGUAACCUCUGCUACCUUCCCGUUGCUCUCAUCCCCUCUGCUACUUCGUCAAAGAUUGAACGCGCCCCAUUCACCGUCCAUAUCCCCAUCCGUCAACUGCGACGAUGUCCCAGUAUCCCGCCCUCCUCUGUCAACAUCACAAUCAACAAACUCAAAAAAUACAUUCCUAUCGACACCACACCCUACACGACCAUCAGCUCUUCACUCCCUCACCAUCCUCCUCCUCGCCCCCCACGACCCCCAAGCGUUGGUCUCAACUCUCUGGCCGGCCCAGACGAACUCAACAGCGCUUCUCUACGAGCCCCCUUCAGCAUUAAUAUCGACAAUCGUCUUAAUAACAACAACAAAAACGACCUCUCCCAAAAUAAUCCUUCGCCUCCUCUGCCCCCUCCCUCGAACUACACUAGAAAACAACCCCAUAACCGCCUCUCCCUCUCGCGGUCCAUCUCGGCAAAGUCCACCCAAGCCCUUCAGCAACAACAACAGCAGCAGCAAGACUAUUCAGUCUACCCAUACCAAACAGCACCUCUCCCUCAUGACGAUGACGACGACGAGGACGAGGAUGAGCCCUUGGCAUUGACCCUGUCCCGCCAACAGUCCUUCCGACAGCGUCAAGCCCUGUCUCAUAUGAUGCAGCACCAGCAGCAGCAGCAGCAACAGCAACAGCAACAACAGCCAUCCAUGCCCGCAGUAUACAAGAGAAUCUUAUCCACCACUGAGCAUUUGCCAGUUCCCUGUAUCGCACUUGCAAUGCUAUAA